Diachasma alloeum is the source of this 5817-nucleotide messenger RNA. It is a transcript of the gene Sec71, whose product is annotated as brefeldin A-inhibited guanine nucleotide-exchange protein 2. The transcript is spliced from 7 exons. NCBI's taxonomy places the organism in Eukaryota, Metazoa, Arthropoda, Insecta, Hymenoptera, Braconidae. The coding region runs from base 360 to 5450 and encodes 1696 amino acids. Gene Ontology annotation, biological process: regulation of ARF protein signal transduction. Gene Ontology annotation, molecular function: guanyl-nucleotide exchange factor activity. The record is from RefSeq and is a predicted model, not a curated record.
AUCUACGUAAAGCCCAAAACUCCCACCACCUCGUCGUACAACGUGCCAACAGUACACUCCCAAGUGACACAAAAAUUACCCACACCUCGGAGGCCCCCAAAAGUGUCUCAAAAAUUCCCAAAACAUCGUGCCAAACGAUGAAAAAAAACGUGUAACGAGUGACAAGGCACCCCCGCAAAAAAAAUAUACUCCAACAACACGUCCACCGAUUGUUGAAGAUGCUUACGUCAACGUACUUUCACAUUUUUAACCUCGAAUACGACUCAUCACUCCCAAAACCCCCGAUUGAACAAAAACAACAGGCCCUUUAGGCCCCCAAACCCGGAACAUCUCAUGAAACAACUGUUUCAUCAUUGACGAUGCAAAAUAACUCUAAAACAAGAGAAAUGUUUAUAGUAAGAGCACUGGAAAAAAUACUAGCCGAUAAGGACGUCAAGCGUUCCCACUUGUCACAAUUACGAAAAUCAUGUGAAACAGCACUAGACGACCUUCGAAAGGAGAUAAAAGAGGUGCCAAACGUGCAAGGCGAGGAGGCGAUAUCAAACGCCCUGCCCCAGCCGAAGAACGACUCAAACGUAAUAUCAGCAGAGAAAUACUUUCUCCCCUUCGAGCUAGCAUGUCAGAGCAAAUCCCCCCGAAUAGUGGUGACAGCCCUGGACUGCCUGCAGAAGUUGAUAGCAUAUGGCCACCUGACUGGCAACGUUCCAGACUCAACAGAGCCCAACAAACUGCUGAUCGUGAGGAUAGUGGAGACGAUAUGCACCUGCUUCAUGGGCCCCCAGACAGAUGAGGGGGUCCAGUUGCAGAUAAUCAAGGCACUUUUAACUGUGAUGACUAGUCAACAUGUCGAAGUACAUGAAGGGACUGUUUUAUUGACGAUACGCACUGUGUAUAACGUUUAUUUGGCGUCGAGGAAUCUUGUUAAUCAGACGACAGCUAGGGCUACGUUGACGCAGAUGAUUAAUGUUAUUUUUGCGCGAAUGGAGACGCAGGCUGAGGACGAUGCGAGGAUUGGAGAGAAUACGUGUCCCCAGCCCCCAGAGACCCCAGUAACCCGAGUGGACCUGGACGAGACCCCAGGGGAUCCCCCCGAAUCCUCCUUCGAGUCCUCCCAAAUCGUCGCCAGCAUCCUCGAUGAGGUAAUAGCCACCGUCGUACCUGAAGACCCGCCAGCGCCCUCGCCCCUGGAGGACACCAACCCCGACCAAGUCCAAACCGACGACAACACCGACGAGACGACAACCGAGGCCGACAAUAUGGUGACAGCAAAGUUCAGUCAUGUCCUUCAGAAGGACGCCUUUUUAGUCUUCAGAGCCCUGUGCAAGCUCUCGAUGAAGCCUCUGCCUGACGGCACCCCAGAUCCCAAAUCCCACGAGCUGAGGUCCAAGAUCCUGUCCCUGCAGCUGCUCCUGGGCAUCCUCCAGAAUGCCGGGCCAGUCCUGAGGUCCAACGAGAUGUUCGUAAUAGCGAUUAAACAGUACUUGUGCGUCGCGUUAUCGAAGAAUGGAGUGUCCUCAGUUCCCGAAGUAUUCGAGCUGUCGCUGGCACUGUUCCUAGCCCUGCUGGCUCGAUUUAAGGUCCACCUGAAGAUGCAGAUCGAGGUGUUCUUCAAGGAGAUCUUUAUGAACAUCCUGGAGACGUCCAGCAGUUCGUUCGAACACAAGUGGAUGGUGAUUCACGCCCUGACGAGGAUUUGCGCCGAUGCCCAGAGUGUCGUGGACAUCUACGUUAACUACGACUGCGACCUGUCAGCAGCGAAUUUAUUCGAGAGACUUGUCAACGAUCUGUCGAAAAUAGCGCAGGGUCGUCAGGCACUGGAGCUCGGUGCCUCCCCCAAUCAGGAGAAGUCGAUGAGGAUCAGAGGGCUCGAGUGUCUAGUUUCCAUUCUCAAGUGCAUGGUGGAGUGGAGCAGGGAUCUCUACAUCAACCCUGGCACCCCAGUGGACCAGCAAAUGCCCACUGAACCACCCGAUCCACCUCUCAACUCGUUGCCUCGUUAUGGCAGUGCUGGCAGUCUGUCAUCAGCGAAUUCUAGUCUUGUAGGGAAUAAGGAGGUGUCGGACUCGCCAGAGCAGUUCGAGGUGCAGAAGCAGCAGAAGGAGGUGUGGGAGGCCGGCAUCGAGAUAUUCAACAGAAAGCCCAGCAAAGGGAUUCAGUAUCUACAGGAGCAGGGACUGCUCGGGGCCUCUGCUGAGGAUGUCGCGAGGUUUCUCCAUGUCGAUGAGAGACUCGAUAAAACCGCCAUUGGGGACUUUCUGGGGGAUCAUAAUCACAAUCAGGUCAUGUAUAAUUACAUAGACCAGAUGGACUUUGUUAAUAGGGAUUUGGUGUCGGCGCUCAGGUAUUUUUUGGAGGGCUUCAGGCUGCCUGGGGAGGCGCAGAAGAUUGAUAGGCUCAUGGAGAAGUUCGCCAGUCGGUACUGCGAGUGCAAUCCAAACAAUGGCUUGUUUACCAGUGCAGACACCGCUUACGUCCUAGGUUUUUCGAUAAUAAUGCUGACGACUGAUCUCCAUUCGCCGCAGGUCAAGAAUAAAAUGACCAAAGAGCAGUAUAUCAAAUUGAAUCGACGGAUUAGUGAUAAUGAGGAUCUACCCGAGGAGUAUCUCUCUAAAAUUUACGACGAGAUCGCUGGGAAUGAGAUCAAGAUGAAGUCGCAUCCCAACAGGCCAGGGAAGCAAGUGAUCUCCAGUGAGAAGAAGCGUCGCCUUCUCUGGAACAUGGAGAUGGAGCUCAUCUCGACAGCAGCGAAGAACCUCAUGGACUCAGUGAGUCACGUGCAGGCGCCGUUCACCACAGCCAAGCACCUGGAGCACGUCCGUCCAAUGUUCAAGAUCGCGUGGACCCCCUUCUUGGCAGCGUUCAGCGUGGGCCUCCAGGACUGUGACGACCCGGAGAUCGCCUCCCUCUGCCUGGACGGCAUCAGAUGUGCGAUCCGCAUCGCCUGCAUAUUCCACAUGUCCCUGGAGCGAGACGCCUACGUCCAGGCCCUAGCCAGGUUCACACUGCUGACCGCCAACUCUCCCAUCACCGAGAUGAAGGCCAAAAACAUCGACACGAUAAAGACCCUGAUAACGAUAGCUCACACCGACGGCAACUACCUGGGGAGCUCCUGGCUGGACGUGGUGAAGUGCAUCUCUCAGCUGGAGCUGGCCCAGCUGAUUGGCACUGGGAUAAGGCCCCAGCUGCUGGGGCCCCCCUCGAAGCCCUACUUCCCCUCGCCCCUGAACAACUUCACAAGCCUGACUCACAACAACUCGCACCAGUCCAACAGCCUGAACCUCUCCUCCUUGGACCCCAGUGUGAAGGAGUCCAUUGGAGAGACUAGUUCCCAGAGUGUUGUGGUGGCAGUCGACAGGAUCUUCACGGGCUCCACGCGCCUGGAUGGCGACGCCAUCGUGGAGUUCGUGAAGGCCCUCUGCCAGGUGUCCCUGGAGGAGCUGUCCCACCCGACGCAGCCCAGGAUGUUCUCCCUGACGAAGAUCGUGGAGAUAUCCUACUACAACAUGGGGAGAAUCAGGCUGCAGUGGUCCAGGAUAUGGCAGGUGGUGGGCGACCAUUUCGAUCGGGUCGGCUGCAGCCCCAGACAGAAUAUCGCCUUCUUCGCUGUGGACUCUCUCAGACAGCUUGCCACGAAGUUCAUUGAGAAGGGGGAAUUCGCGAAUUUCAGGUUUCAAAAAGAGUUCCUGCGGCCCUUCGAGCACAUAAUGAAGAAGAACAGAUCUCCAAUCAUCCGAGACAUGGUAGUAAGAUGUGUAGCCCAGAUCGUCCACUCGCAAGCGCCGAACAUAAGAUCAGGCUGGAAGAACAUUUUCAGCGUGUUCCACCACGCCGCGAGUGACCGAGACGAGUCCGUCGUCGCCCUAGCCUUCUCAAUGACCGGAAAGAUAAUCAACGAGCUCUACGCCGAAGACUUCAGUAUCAUGGUGGAUUCCUUUCAAGACGCUGUCAAGUGCCUGAGCGAGUUCGCUUGCAAUUCGUCAUUUCCGGACACAAGUAUGGAAGCGAUAAGACUGAUUCGCACGAGUGCCUCGUACAUCGACGCCAACCCCCAGAUGUUCGCUGAGGGAAUGAUGGAUGAGAAUGGAAUGGUGUCGGAGGAGGACAGAGCCUGGGUCAGGGGUUGGUUUCCCCUCCUCUUCGAGCUGUCCUGUGUUGUCAGCAGGUGUAAACUGGACGUGAGAACAAGAGCCCUGACUGUGCUUUUCGACGUGGUGAAGACUCACGGGAGCUCCUUCAAGCCUCACUGGUGGAAGGACUUGUUCCAGGUCCUCUUCAGGAUUUUCGAUAACAUGAAGCUGCCUGAACAGCACACAGAGAAGGCUGAGUGGAUGACGACCACCUGCAACCACGCACUCUACGCCAUAGUAGACGUUUUUUCGCAGUUCUACGACGUCCUGGGGCCCCUGCUCCUGGCCCAACUGUAUUCCCAACUCCUCUGGUGCGUGCAACAGGACAACGAGCAGUUGGCGAGAUCAGGGACGAAUUGUCUCGAGAAUCUCGUCAUCAGUAAUGGCAUUAAAUUCGACGAGGACACCUGGACGAAGACGACAAGGUGCAUUCUAGACAUCUUCGAGAGCACUUUGCCUGGAGUUCUGCUCACCUGGAAGCCCCCCUCCAUCAACAGGGAGUCAGAUCUCGACGUGAUUACUGGGGAGAAUGAGAAUCACGUGGGGAUUCUGAAGAGGAGCAACAGCACUCAGAGUUUGACGAGCAGCAAUUCGGACGUGGGGAGCAACAGGAUCUUCUCCGCGCUGUUGAUCAAGUGUGUGGUUCAGCUGGAGUUGAUCCAGACGAUUGAUAACAUCGUGUUUUACCCGGCGACGUCCAGAAAAGAGGACCAGGAGAAUCUGGCGCUGGCCCAAGCUGACAUGCUCAACGGGAGGUCCAGUGAUUCUGGACUGGAUGGGUCUGGCAGUGAGCAGAAGGAGGAGCAGGGCAUGUAUUCCGCCCUCAACACCAUACACCUGAUUCAGCUUGUUGAGUGCCUACUCAGGUCUCAUCGUUUCGCCAAGAGCUUCAAUGUCAAUAAUGAACAGAGGAAUGUGCUCUGGAAAGCAGGAUUCAGGGGGACUGCCAAACCCAAUUUGCUUAAGCAGGAGACGCAGUCGCUGGCUUGCGCCCUCAGGAUUCUAUUCAAAAUGUACAAUGACGAGUCCCAUCGGGCCAAUUGGUCGACUGUGGAGUCGCAUCUCGUGGAGACCUCGAGGGAGGCUUUGGAGUACUUUCUGGCACUUUCUAAUGAAGCUCAUAGAGACGCCUGGACACCUAUUCUCCUUCUUCUGCUCAAUAGGAUUCUUAAAAUGUGUGACAACAGAUUCGCCGUUCAUGCGGCUAAUUGUUACUCAUUACUCUGCGAAGUCAUGUGUUUCGAUCUCAAGCCAGAGCCUCGAUCGGUUUUACGAAGAUUUUUCCUCAGGAUCGGACCGGUCUUCAGGAUUACACCGAUGUAACGAACAUGGAGGCAGUGAUAAAUGUAAAGUAUGGAGUGAUCGGGGGUUCAUCACCCCUGAUUUAUCAGUUUUCAUGAAGUGUAUGUAUUAAAUCACGCGAAUCAGUAAGAAUAUACAUAAUGUUAUAUAUAUAGUUUAAUACUAGGCGGAAAUGUACUAAUGUUGAAUUCAGAGUGAAUGAUUGGAUGGCAGUGCACUGGAGGACUCCGUCUAAUCGUGUAUUUUUCUCUUCUGUUUACAGUGUGCAAGGUUGAAUUGUAAGUGGGGGUGAAUUAAGAGAGAAUAUAUAUAAAUAUGAGUGGAUGUUUGAGGGGAGAUUUUUCGCCCGAGGAAUUAUGCUCGUAGUUUUAAUAAAAACAUGAAACAA